Ixodes scapularis (black-legged tick) is the source of this 1965-nucleotide messenger RNA. Its product is annotated as TBC1 domain family member 10B. The transcript is spliced from 10 exons. Lineage: Eukaryota; Metazoa; Arthropoda; Arachnida; Ixodida; Ixodidae. The record is from RefSeq and is a predicted model, not a curated record. Bases 256 to 1407 code for a protein of 383 amino acids.
AUCGGCAUCGGCACUCACGUCAUUUUGCGUGUUUUGUUGUUAGCUUGGUUAUGGCGUUUUAUUUCUUUGUCGCUUUCUUUUUUCUUUUUGCGUGUGUGCCGUGCAGCAAUUCAUCCGUAUUCAUUUGCCCAUCCGCAGGAGUUCGCGGAAGUGGCCCGAUGGAUUAAGUGCAUUACCGUGGAAUUGACUACGCACAAUGCUUGAGAAGUGACGUGCAAAGCCAUGCCAGGGUCCUGGCGUCGUGUCUGAGGCGGGAUGGCCAGCGGUCCCCCGGUGGAGGAGGACGAAGAGCCCCGCUUCUGGGACGAAUCUGACGAUGCUUGCAGCGACGUGACCAUGAACAGCGUAGCGGCCAGCGGGGUCGAGCGCAGGGAGCGCAACGGCUCCCUUGUGUCAGAGGCCCCCUCCGAGAUGACUCCGGACAAGUACGGCUUCUUCGGAGGCUCCCAGUACACCGACCCGGGAAUGUUACGCCGUGUGCCAGUUCAGGUGCAGUGGAAGCGUGAACUCAAGUGGAGAGACAUGCUGGAAAACUGGGAACGGUACAUGGCCAAGCGCUUUAAGAAGGUGCGUGAUCGGUGCCGCAAGGGCAUUCCUUCGUCUAUGCGAGCCAAGGCCUGGCAGUACCUGUCUGGGGGAAACUUCCUCAUGGAGAGCUACAAGGGAAAGUUCACGGAGCUUGACCAACACCCUGGAGACCCCCGCUGGGUGGACGACAUCCGGAAAGACCUGCACCGCCAGUUCCCACAGCACGAGAUGUUUGCCAAGGACCAGGGCCAUGGGCAGGAGGACCUGUUCCGCAUCCUGAAGGCCUACUCAGUGCUGAACCCUGCAGUGGGCUACUGCCAGGGCCAGGCCCCAAUUGCGGCGGUGCUGCUCAUGCACAUGCCCGCGGAGCCAGCCUUCUGGUGCCUCGUCUCCAUAUGCGACAAGUACCUGCGCGGCUACUACAGUCCCGGCCUGGACGCAAUCCAGCUCGACGGGGAAAUCUUGUUUGCAUUACUCAAGCGGGUCUCUCCGUCGGCCUACCGUCACCUGAAGAAGCAGCGAGUGGACCCCAUCAUGUACAUGACAGAGUGGUUCAUGUGCGCCUUCAGCCGGACGCUGCCCUGGGCCACGGUGCUUCGCGUUUGGGACAUCUUCCUCUGCGAGGGGGUGAAGGUGCUUUUCCGGGUGGCCCUGGUGCUGCUCCGGGGGACGCUCGGGGGAGGGGACGUGGGCAAGCGCUACCCGGCCAUGUUCGAGACCCUGGAGGCGCUCCGCUCCCUGCCCCCGCCCCUACUGCGGGAGGACUUCCUCGUCACGCAGUGUUGCCAGCUGGACAUCACGAGUCACGACAUGAUGAAGGAGCACCAGCGUCAGAUCGCCAAGAGACGGCUAGCCCAGCUCGCCAAGGUCAAGACCUAGACGGGGGUCGCGCACUUCACCCUCACCUGUUUCUCUCGAAAUCAUCAACAUCACCAGUGAUAGCACGCACCAAGGCAAUGCGGAGGUGAGGAGACGAGGAAAGCCCCGUCCUCACGAGUCAGUUCGUCGGCAGUGUGGUGAAGUGUCGGAGUAAUUUUGGGGUUGUGCCCUCUAUGCGUCCAAAUUUUUCGGUGGAGUGGGAGGGUGCAAACUCCUGCAGAAAGCUGCCGCUGUGGCUAUUUUCAUGUAUUUUUCUCCUCGAAACUGUUGCACAUAGAACGAUGUGUAUCGAGCUUUCUUUUAUUUCUUUGUUUAUUUAAGUAUUACUGUUUGCUUGUCGUCGUAAUUUGGACCUGCAAUGUCAUUAGGGCAUAGAUUUUGCAGGCACCUAGGGGUGUUUGAAGCACAGGGAACACCUAUCCAUAUACACAAGUCUAGAGGUACUGAAAUUUGCAUGCAAUAGUGCCUAGCCUGCAUUUCGGUUGCAUCCCGUUACAACUGUACGCUGCCACGGUGACGUGGAAAAUGUUUUUAAGAGUCCAAGUUUUUGUUCUGCUU